AUGUCUGACAGGAGACUGCAGUCCUCUCACGACCACCGCCGUCGGGACCGCGAUGGCGACCGCCGUGAUCGCCGCCGCUCGCGCUCGCCGCGCACCCGCCGCCGUGACGAGCCAGAGGUAGACACCUACUCCACCAGCCGCGACUACCGCGAGCGAGAGCGCGAGGAGCGCUACGGUGGACGUGGAGGCCGCGACGACAGAGAGUGGGGCAGACCAGACCGCGGCACUGCCCGUCGAGAUGCACGCCGAGACGACGACGACCGCCGUCGCGAGCCCCGCCGCGACCGUGACGACCUGUUUGCUGAUCGUCGAGGACCACGCCGUGACGAUCGCCGUGACGGCGGCCGCGAGAGAGACCCACGUGGCCAAGAUCGCGACGACAUGCGCCAGCUCGAACGCCAGACUGCUCGCAAGAGUGCCUCUCCCCCACCACGCAAGCCCAAGGAGCCAACUCCAGACCUGACUGACGUCGUCUCGGUGUUGGAGAGAAACCGUCGUCUGACUCAGUGGGACAUCAAGCCACAAGGUUACGAGAAUGUCACGGCCGAGCAAGCCAAGCUCUCGGGCAUGUUCCCACUUCCAGGUGCACCACGCCAGCAGCCGAUGGACCCAUCCCGCCUUCAAGCUUUCAUGAACCAGCCAGGCAACCAGGCCAACAGUGCGGCUCUGAAGCCUGCCUCAGCACGCCAGUCCAAGCGUCUGAUGGUAUCCAACCUGCCACAAGGCACUAAUGAAGACAAGAUCGUCGACUUCUUCAACUUGCAGCUCAACGGCUUGAACGUCACCCGUGGAGUUGACCCUUGCAUCUCUGCCCAGACCAGCAAGCAGACCGACUUCGCACUUGUCGAAUUCAAGACUCCCGAGGACGCUACUAAUGCCCUCACCCUCGACGGCAUCCAGAUGGACCCAGACGCCAUGGUCACCAACGGCAAUGGCGAAGGCGGUCCCCAAGGACUCGACAUUCGUCGUCCAAAAGACUACAUCGUCCCAGCCGUGACCGACGAGACGGAGAAUGAAGCUGGCGUGCUUUCCAACGUCGUUCCCGACACCCAGAACAAGAUCUCCAUCACGAACCUGCCCAUCUACUUGGGUGACGAACAGAUCAUGGAGCUGCUGCAAUCUUUCGGUGAGCUCAAGAACUUCGUGUUGGUCAAGGAUACGUCUACCGAAGAGAGCAGGGGUAUAGCAUUCUGCGAGUACAAGGAUCCGAAAGUCACCAAGGACGCCGUUGAUGGCCUGCACGGUAUGGAGCUUGGCGACGCUGCUAUGAAAGUGCGUUUGGCCAGUAUCGGCCUCAAGCAGGUCAGCUCGGAGAUGAGUGUCGGUGCGAUGAGCAUGCUCGCAGGUACUACUAAGGAGGACGCUCAGGACACUGGACGUGUUCUUUGCCUCAUGAACAUGAUCACCCCAGAAGAGCUCAUGGACGCAGAGGAAGCUGAUGAAAUCCUCGAGGACAUCAAGGAAGAGUGCGCCAAGUACGGCGAGCUGGCGGAGGUCAAGAUGCCUCGUCCAACGGGCGGCUCUCGUCAAAACACCGGCAUAGGUAAGGUGUAUCUCAAGUACAAGGAGCCUUCCAGCGCGGCGAAGGCUCUGGCGGCUUUGGCUGGCAGGAAGUUUGCGGAUCGCACUGUGGUCGUCACGUACUUCGGCGAGGAGUACUUUGAUGUGAACGCAUGGUAA
Zasmidium cellare ATCC 36951 is the source of this 1680-nucleotide messenger RNA. RefSeq lists its product as uncharacterized. Bases 1 to 1680 code for a protein of 559 amino acids. The record is from RefSeq and is a predicted model, not a curated record. Gene Ontology annotation, cellular component: nuclear speck; nucleus; U2-type prespliceosome. The transcript is spliced from 2 exons. Gene Ontology annotation, biological process: mRNA processing. Gene Ontology annotation, molecular function: pre-mRNA 3'-splice site binding; poly-pyrimidine tract binding. Lineage: Eukaryota; Fungi; Ascomycota; Dothideomycetes; Mycosphaerellales; Mycosphaerellaceae.